AAAAAGUUGCAGCUGGCAACCCAGCGAAUUAUUCAAUUUUUCGUCUUUCUGUGUGCACUUUUACAUUUUUCUGCAGUGAAUUUUUCAACACGGCCAAGUACAUUUGCUAAUUUGCUGCACUGGUCUUUUAUUUGUUCUGUAAUUUCUUAAAUCUGGGGGAAAAUAAAAUAAUUAUUGAUUUUGUUGCGAAAUUUUUGUUAAAUCUAUUUUUCUCUGGCCUAACGAUUAUAUCGACAAGUUUUAAAGCGAUGAGCUCAGAAUAAAAGUUAUUUCUCAGUGUGUGAUUGGCGAAAGUGCACAUAAGAUUGUGAACGGUAAAGAAAGUAAUAAAAAAGACUGGAUGAGCUUUUAGAGAAGUUUUGUAAACACGGAAUUUAACAAACAAAUAUUUUCAAAUUGCAUGAAUAAGUGACACAAAACCAAAAGAAAAAGUAAAGACUAAAGGCCUUAAAAUAAUAUAAUCAUAACGCUGUGUAAACGCCAACCAAUUGCGGCUGUUCCAGUAUGUCGAGUCGCAGUCGCGCAAUACUCAAUGUGAAUCUCGACGCAGCAAUGGCCAACGAUCCAUUGCGAGAGCUCUUCGAAGCAUGUAAAACUGGUGACAUUGCAAAAGUAAAAAAAUUAAUUACCGCACAAACUGUCAAUGCGCGCGACACUGCUGGACGAAAAUCGACACCACUGCAUUUUGCAGCAGGUUAUGGCCGUCGUGAGGUCGUCGAAUUUCUUUUAAAUAGUGGCGCUUCCAUACAGGCUUGUGAUGAAGGCGGCCUACAUCCAUUGCAUAAUGCUUGCUCUUUUGGGCAUGCUGAGGUGGUUCGAUUACUCUUGAAGGCCGGCGCGAGUCCCAACACAACGGACAAUUGGAAUUAUACACCAUUACAUGAAGCGGCGAGCAAAGGAAAAGUGGACGUUUGCAUAGCGUUGCUCCAGCACGGUGCCAAUCCGAAUAUACGCAAUUCAGAACAGAAAACCCCACUUGAAUUGGCCGACGAAAACACACGACCCGUGUUGACUGGCGAAUAUCGCAAAGAUGAAUUACUGGAAGCGGCGCGCUCGGGCGCUGAGGAUCGCCUACUGGCAUUGCUUACGCCGCUUAAUGUAAAUUGUCACGCCAGUGAUGGUAGACGUUCGACGCCGCUCCACUUAGCGGCCGGCUACAAUCGCAUUGGCAUUGUGGAAAUACUGCUGGCAAAUGGCGCUGAUGUGCAUGCCAAGGAUAAAGGCGGCUUAGUGCCUUUGCAUAAUGCCUGCUCUUACGGACAUUUUGAGGUGACAAAGUUGCUGAUUAAGGCAGGGGCCAAUGUGAAUGCAAACGAUUUAUGGGCGUUUACGCCAUUACAUGAGGCAGCGUCAAAAAGCCGCAUUGAAGUGUGCAGUCUGCUGUUGAGCAAAGGCGCUGAUCCGACGCUGCUUAAUUGCCAUAAUAAGUCGGCGAUUGACUCGGCGCCCACAAGGGAGCUGCGUGAACGCAUUACAUAUGAAUUCAAAGGACAUUGCGUGCUGGACGCAUGUAGAAAGGGGGACAUGGCGCGUCUUAAGAAAUUUCUCUCUUCCGAAAGUGUUAACUUUGUACAUCCAUAUUCUGGCGACACACCACUGCAUGCUGCCGCUGUUUCGAUUGAUCCCAAACGCAAGCAGAUUGUUGAAAUUCUUAUACGCAAAGGUGCAUUGCUUAAUGAGAAGAACAAAGCAUUCCUCACACCACUUCAUCUCACAGCAGAGCACUUACACUAUGACGUCAUGGACACACUUUUAAAGAAUGGUGCUAAAGUAAAUGCCUUGGAUGGUUUGGGUCAAACUGCAUUGCAUAAAUGUGCUAGAGAUGAGCAGGCGGUGCGCCUGUUACUAUCUUAUUCGAUCGAUACAACUAUUAUAUCAUUGGAAGGUUAUACCGCAGCACAACUGGCCUCUGAUGCGGUGCUGAAGAUAUUUAAAGAUCCGCCAGAUACGGAAACCCAUCUGUUGGAAGCUGCCAAAGCGGGCGAUCUUGACACAGUGCGUCGCAUUGUGCUCGCCACACCGCACACUGUAAACUGCCGCGAUCUGGAUGGACGUCACUCCACUCCGCUGCACUUCGCCGCCGGCUUUAAUCGUGUGCCCGUGGUUGAGUUUCUAUUGGAGCACGGCGCAGAGGUGCAUGCCGCUGAUAAAGGGGGUUUGGUACCACUGCAUAACGCGUGUUCGUAUGGACAUUACGAGGUCACGGAAUUGCUGGUGAAGCAUGGCGCUAAUGUGAAUGUAUCCGAUUUGUGGAAAUUCACACCGCUACAUGAAGCCGCCGCGAAGGGCAAAUAUGAUAUAGUGAAAUUGUUAUUAAAACAUGGCGCCGAUCCGUCGAAGAAAAACCGCGAUGGUGCAACGCCAGCUGAUUUGGUCAAAGAAUCGGAUCACGAUGUCGCGGAAUUGCUGCGAGGCAAUUCAGCGCUACUUGAUGCCGCGAAGAAAGGUAACUUGGCGCGUGUGCAACGCUUAGUCACACCGGAAACGAUCAAUUGUCGUGACGCGCAAGGUCGUAACUCAACACCAUUACACUUGGCGGCUGGUUACAACAACUACGAGGUCGCUGAAUAUCUACUAGAGAAUGGCGCCGACGUAAACGCACAGGAUAAAGGUGGUUUGAUUCCAUUGCACAAUGCGUCCUCCUACGGACACUUGGAUAUUGCGGCGCUUUUAAUUAAACACAAGACUGUGGUGAAUGCCACCGACAAGUGGGGCUUUACGCCGCUACAUGAAGCUGCGCAAAAGGGUCGCACACAGUUGUGCGCUUUAUUGCUUGCACACGGCGCUGAUCCCUACAUGAAGAAUCAAGAAGGCCAAACACCAAUCGAAUUGGCGACAGCAGAUGACGUCAAAUGUUUAUUGCAAGACGCCAUGACGACGUCGCUAGGCGACUCAAAUCUUAGCGCUUCGCAGCAGUCAUUACUCAGCAAUUCUCCCUCGCCAGCGCCAACAGCUGCUGGGGCAGCAGCAGCAGCAAGUACUUCGGCCGCAAGCGCUGGCAGUCUGACGGCUGCCGCAGCAGCUUGUAAUGUGCUCUCACCAACCACAGAGACUGUAACACUACCUUCUGGCGCUUCGAUGACGCUAAGUGUGCCGGUACCGCUACCGCUGUCUACGCGCAUCAGUCCGGCACAGGGAGCUGAAUCGAACUCGGGCGACUUAACAAGUUGUGAAGAGGUGCCCGAUCCUGAGUCCAUUACCAAUGUGGCCAGUUUCUUAUGUAGCCAACAACUUGAACAUUUGAUAGAUCUCUUUGAGCGUGAACAAAUCACGUUGGAAAUACUAGCCGAAAUGAGUCAUGAGGAUUUGAAACAAGUAGGCGUGUCUGCGUACGGAUUUCGUCAUAAGAUCUUGAAAGGUAUUGCGCAGCUGCGCGCCACUACAGGCAUUGGUAGCAAUGUCAAUCCAGGCACUCUAUUAGUGGAUCUCUUGCCAGACGAUAAGGAAUUUCUCGCGGUCGAAGAGGAAAUGCAGGCUACCAUACGUGAACAUAGAGAUAACGGCCAAGCGGGUGGUUAUUUUACACGCUACAAUAUUAUACGCGUGCAAAAGGUGCAGAAUCGUAAACUCUGGGAACGUUACGCACAUCGGCGUCAUGAAGUGGCAGAAGAGAACUCCAUACAGGCCAAUGAACGAAUGCUCUUCCAUGGCAGCCCGUUCAUUAAUGCAAUUGUGCAGAAAGGCUUCGAUGAACGACAUGCCUAUAUUGGUGGUAUGUUUGGCGCGGGUAUUUACUUCGCAGAACACAGCUCAAAGAGUAAUCAGUAUGUGUACGGCAUUGGUGGUGGUAUUGGCUGUCCCUCGCAUAAGGAUAAAUCAUGCUAUGUUUGUCCGAGACAAUUGCUCUUGUGUCGCGUUGCAUUGGGUAAAUCAUUCUUACAGUAUAGUGCAAUGAAAAUGGCGCAUGCGCCACCCGGUCAUCAUUCAGUGAUUGGUCGGCCAUCAGCAGGUGGCUUACACUUCGCUGAAUAUGUGGUCUACCGAGGGGAGCAGGCCUAUCCGGAGUAUUUGAUAACGUAUCAGAUCGUCAAGCCUGAUGACAAUAGUAGCGGCAAUGAAGAAACGAGAUGAUGGCCAUCAGUCGGUUCCACUCCUACUACUACUUCGCCUGCACAACAGCAACAUCAACAUCCACAGCUGCAACAGCAGCAACAACAACAACAACAACAAUUGACACACCAACAACCUCAGCAACAGCAGCAGCAUCAACAGCCACAACAACAGAGAAGACAUCAUAAUUCUGUUAUAGCAACAACACAUCACACACAUCCGCAACCGAAAUUGCAACAACAGCAUUCACUGCCACUGCAGCUGCAGUAUCAUCAUCAUCACGCGCAUAAUCAGCAACAAAUGGUUACCACGACGCAGCCAUCGCCGGCUGGCACAUUCAUUAGCCAAACCGCCGGCCUCAUAACAACUGUUGCCAAUGGCAACAUGUUGGGUCACAGCGGCGACAUGUCACCGCUCUCUUCCAGCAAUUCCUUCUCAUCGGUAGACACCAAUCAAACGCUACUAAACUCAAUUGCCAAUCAAACAGCGCAGCAGCAGCAGCUUCACUAUCAAUAUCAACAACAGCAGCAGCAACACCAAAAAUCUUCACAUAUGCUACCGCAGCUUCCGCCGCCACCACUACCACCACCACCUAUCAGCAAUAAUAGCAGCAACGGUGUCAAUCGACACUCAGCAAGCAAUCGCUCAUAUCGCACCAAAUAUGGGCAAUUCAUGAUAAUCACACCAGCUGUCUCCAUCGAUCGAGAUUAUGAGCAUGAUGAAGCAUUUGGCAGUGGUGGCUCUGCGGCUGCAGCGCUCACUAAUAAUUUCGAUUUUGAUGAAGAGGCCUACUGCAAUGACAACAACACCAAUCCGGUGAAUGGGAAUAAUAAUAAUGCCAAUAAUGGCAAUAUAUUUCGUAUGUCGCUAUUAAAUCGGAGCAGUAGCAUUGACAGUGGCAACAGUAGUGACAGAUCAUUCCGCUCCAACUAUAAUCCCUAUCUACAUCACAGUCGCCAACAUUUAUUACCCAAGACAGCGCCGCACUUCUAUACAUUCUCCUCGUGGCGUUGGUGUACACUAAUAUGCGCCGCAAUGCGUUGCUUUGGUGGUGGCCAUAGCUCGAAUGCGCCGUAUAGCACAAGCUUUACACGUCCGCCUUAUCAACGUUCGCGCAGUUCCGGCGCGCAAACCAGCCGUUCCUCGCAGCCACAUCAUCGUCUGCGCUCCUCCUCGUUCACAGCCGAAACGGCUUUUGAGCAUUUCUCAGCACCAUUUAAGUCGCGUAGAACACGUGAUCACCUCAACAACAUCACAUACGAAUUGUGACGGUGGCGGCAACGAUCAACACGUCAACACCAAUGUCAAUUGGAAAAGAACGAACCGAACUUCAUGUUGGUGUUAGCAAUUGCAAAUGAACUAUUACGUAUAAUUCGAACGAAAGCGUUUAGAGCAUUUUUUGAUCUCGUAUUCGUAUUUAUAUUCGAUUUGCUUGUAAUCGGCGGUGCGACGAAGCCACAUGGCCGAAGUUAUUUGAACGCCGAAAGCACAGUAACGCCGUAUUCCACUAUGAAUGUUUAUUAUUAUUAUUACUUAUUUUAAAGAAAAAGAAUAACAAAAACGAAAUUAUAUAUAUAUAAAAAAAAAAUACUAUUACUCGUAUUACACUCUUAUAUUUACUCCAUAUUUCUUGUACUUUUAACUUAUAGUCGUCGUCGUGUUUAAAGAAAAAAAGUAAGAAAAAUGAAAUAUAAACAUAUACAUACAUACAUACAUGCAUACAAACAAACAUAUGUAUUAUGUAUGUAUGUUAACUCAUAAACUUUAGGUAGCAAUAUGUGUCAGCAGGAUGCGAAUAGAAUGAUGAAAAUUUUGAACGGAUCAAAAUUAAAUAAAAAAGAAAAAAAAAACGUUUUGGAAAACCGAAGUGGCGAAGCAAAAAAUCAAAAGCAGCAAACAGCAAGAGCACAGAAAGCAAUCUUAUAAAUUCUAAAAUAUUCAGACAAGUGGUAGGGAUAGGCCAUGGUCUCGUGGGCGAGAAAAUUGAAAUUAAAUGUAGCAGCUUUAAUUGUGCGAUGGCAGGAAACAACAAAUAUUUCUGUACACUCUUGUAUAAAGCUUGUUUCAUAUAAUUAUAUUGCAUGGUUUAAAAAUAUACAAUAAAAGCGGGUCUGCAAUCCGCACCGAGAUGGUCGGUGCCAGAACUAUGAAAUCAGCUGGAUUCUCGAACGUUUAGCAACAACGCUAUAGAAACGUGGUGUUUAAUUGUUGAUUAAAUUUGAGUCACUCAAGUGAAGAAAAACGCAUUUGCUAACGUCAUUGCAUUUGCGAAACGAAAUCCAUUGAAUUAAGCUGAAAUCUGCUAUUGUAGCUCAUAUAAGCUAAUAUUCUAGCUGAUUGACUGGUUGAUAUACACAUGCACCUAUGUGGGCAGUACAGCAAUUUUUGAGUGAACAUUGGUGUUUUCCAAAAAAAAAAAACUAAAUCGAAAAUUUAGUGAAGGAUUUGUGGCAACACUUCAAAGAAUACAUAAAAUAUUUACAAUUGUGGGCGGAUUCAAGUUGUUAUGAACUCGGCUUACAUAUGUUUUUAGGCAACCAAUGAUUGUCACUUCGGCAUUAGAAAACAAAAACUAAAAUAUUGCAACUUAUUUAACUCUAAAUAAAUUUCAUUCAAUGCCUGCAGACGGCGCCAAGCAAUUGUGUUGUGUUGGAACAACAAAAUCGUCUAUAUUUGUCGUGCAUUAAUUAAAGAGAAAAAACUUACAGUAACACCAAGAAGUAUAUAUAUAUAUAUAUUAUAUAUAAAUAUAUACAGACAUACAUAUAAAUAUAUUUAAAAUACCAUAUUUUAAUUAAGUGACUUUAAAUGCGUAACCAUAAGUGUUUACAAUUUACGAUCUUCAAUCCAUUCUCUCUAUACAUAUAUUAUUAUUGAUGUAUAAAUGAUAAUUGCAUGAAGAUAUAAAAUAAAAUAAAAAAUUAAAUAAA
Messenger RNA from Ceratitis capitata (Mediterranean fruit fly), 6980 nucleotides. RefSeq names its product tankyrase (gene Tnks). The record is from RefSeq and is a predicted model, not a curated record. Lineage: Eukaryota; Metazoa; Arthropoda; Insecta; Diptera; Tephritidae. Gene Ontology annotation, molecular function: protein binding; NAD+ poly-ADP-ribosyltransferase activity. The transcript has 8 exons.